This is a messenger RNA of Mauremys mutica (yellowpond turtle), 1227 nucleotides long. It is a transcript of the gene TGFBR3L, whose product is annotated as transforming growth factor beta receptor 3 like. Lineage: Eukaryota; Metazoa; Chordata; Testudines; Geoemydidae. The transcript is spliced from 7 exons. The record is from RefSeq and is a predicted model, not a curated record. The coding region runs from base 1 to 1227 and encodes 408 amino acids.
AUGGGGAACGGGUGUGUGUGCCAGGACUCCUGGGUUCCAGGCUUGGGGGUGAAUCAUGUUUGUGGAGUGGGACCCAGCUGGCCUGAGGCAUCCCAUCCCCUCCUGAGCUCUCCCCAACCCUCUGUGCAGGCUGCUCUGGCUGCCUUCGAUCCUCGGCUCAGCUUCAGCAUCCGCCUCUGCUUCCUCUCGCCAAGCUCCUCCUCCUCGCUGGACUCACCCUACACCUUGGUGCGGGGGGGCUGCCCGGCCCACCCCGACGUCUCUCUGCACCCACCCCACAAGGGGGCUGCAGGCCCGGCCUUGCCCCCCGGCUCCCAGGAGCUGCAGCGCCUCAGCUUCCUGCUCCGGCCCCUCUACAACGACUCCAUCCAAUUCCUGCACUGCCGCCUGGCCCUCUGCACCCAGGAGCCCCAGGGCCAGGCUGGGGCCUAUGGGGGCGCCCUCCCCAAGUGUGGGCCCCAGGCCGGGGCAUGCCCCAGCAGCCGCGUGGGGGAGCCGGGCAGCGGGCGGUUCCAGCACACCUUCACCAAGCCCAUCAUCGUAACCGUGGGGCGCCUGGCCAGAGCCACCAAACCCACCCCAGGAACAGAUCCCUUUCCGGUGCCCUUUCCUCUGGCUGGCAGGAGGGGGAAGGCGCUGAAGGAGGCACCCCGGCCAGAGCAGGGAGAGACACCCCUGCCCCCCUUCCCCAGGGCCUGGAGCUGCCCACCGUGGUGGGAAUCGUCUUCUCAGCUUUCAUCAUCGGCGUCUCUCUCACUGGGGGGCUCUGGCUCAUUCACUCCAGGACAGCUCACAGGGGCCUCCCUGUCCGUGUUCUUGGGAAUACGCUGGCACCAGCCCCACUGUCACCACCUGCAGGCGCCCGGCCCUGCGGCUCCCGGGAUCAGCAGCCCAUCGGACUCUGCUCAGCACAACCAGGGAGGCCACUCGGGGAAGGGCCUCUCCACUUGGCCCGAAGGGCCCCCUCCCUGUGACGGGCAGCCAGCGGGCGGCAGCCUCGCCCAGGCCGGAAGGGGCCCCGGGGCAGGCCGCGUGGCAUCGGGGCUGUGGCUAGUGUUUGCGCUUUCAGGGUAUAAAUGUGACUGCAGAGGACCCAUGGGGGGACCCAGGGUCUGGCUGGCAAGAGGGGCCCACCAAGGGCAGGCAGCUGAGUCCUCCUGCCGGCUCCGUCACAUGGUGGCUGUGGGCCCCCGCAGCACCUUCCAGGCGAGGGGGGGCGGGGCAUGA